AUGGGAAGUGUAAAUGUCACGAAGAGCAAAGGAGUAGAAACGCCGGCGUUUUUCGGCAGGGCUGGCGGCGAUUUCCUGCCCGGAACCCGGCCCUGCCCUCGCUCCCCGCCCCGCACCGCUGGGAGCGCCCGAAGGGCACGGGACUGGCACGGGCACGGCGGGACACGCACCGGGACAGCGGGACACACGGCGGGACACGCACCGGGACAGCGGGACACACGGCGGGACACGCACCGGGACAGCGGGACACACGGCGGGACACGCACCGGGACAGCGGGACACACGGCGGGACACGCACCGGGACACACGCCGGGACACACGCCGGGACACACGGCGGGACACGCACCGCGACAGCGGGACACACGGCGGGACACGCACCGGGACAGCGGGACACACGGCGGGACACACGGCGGGACAGCGGGACACACGGCGGGACACGCACCGGGACACACGCCGGGACACACGGCGGGACACGCACCGGGACAGCGGGACACAGGCACACAGGGACACGGGAGCCCGGCUCGGGAAAGGACAACUACAAGCAGAUCUACAACAAUGCAAGGACCUCCACCUGCCACAGCACCUGCAAUGCCCUAUGGCCCCCCUCAGCAGGUCCCUGGGACUUACCAAGGUGCAGGGAACUACGGAUUCCAGGCACAGCCCAUGGGAUUCCCAGGUGGAUUUGUCGUUCCACCUGUCCAGAACCAGCCCCCCAUGGACAGGACAAUCUGGAUGCCUAUCCCUCCUUCUAUUCCCAACUGCCCUCCUGGACUGGAGUACCUCACACAGAUUGACCAGAUAUUAAUUCAUCAGCAACUUGAACUUCUUGAGAUUGUGACCGGCUUUGAAACAAACAACAAAUACGAACUGAAGAAUGCGCUGGGCCAAAGGGUGUACUUUGCAGCAGAGGACACUGACUGCCUUACCAGGAAUUGCUGGGGGCCAUCACGGCCCUUCACUAUCCGGAUUAUUGACAACCUGGGCCGCGAGGUGAUAACGCUGCAAAGACCUCUCCGAUGUUCCUUGUGCUGCUGCCCCUGCUGCUUGCAGGAGCUGGAAGUCCAGGCGCCUCCAGGAACAACAGUUGGUUAUGUUGUCCAGAACUGGCAUGCCUGCCUGCCAAAGUUUACCAUUCAGGAUGAGAAAAGGAUGGAUGUACUGAAAAUUAUUGGCCCAUGUAUUGCGUGCCGGUGUUGUGAGGAUGUUAAUUUUGAGGUGAAGUCUCUGGAUGAGACUUGUGCUGUUGGGAGGAUUUCUAAGCAGUGGACUGGUUUUGUGCGGGAAGCGUUUACAGAUUCAGAUAACUUUGGAAUCUCAUUCCCAAUGGACCUUGAUGUGAAAAUGAAAGCUGUCAUGAUUGGCGCUUGCUUCCUUAUCGACUUCAUGUUUUUCGAGUAUAGUGGUAACAAGCAUCAGCGAGCAGGAGUCUGGUAAUGAAAUGUAGAUGUUCUAUAUGGAAGGAAGAAGAACAUGGAUCUCCCAACAUUCCAAUGAAUUGCAGAGCUUCAGUAAGAAUAUGAGAAAAGUACAUGUUAUAGUUACAUUUCUAUAAGCUAAAAGCUUUAUCAUAUUUUUUAUUAUUUUUUUUAAUCUGGUGAAAUAAUUUUUAGUAUUCAAAUAAGGACUCUUUAUCUGUACAGAUCAAUAAUGUAAUUUAGAGAAAUAUAUAGCAACCUUUUUUCCAAGAACUCUGUAAUUUUAAAGUAACUAAGUAUAGUAGUUAUAUAUAGCUACUAUAAAAAUACUUUGAUUCCUAAAAAAAAAAGGACUAUUUCUAUGUUCAAUAUUAAUAAUAACCUAAGCCUAAUAAGGAGACACUGAUGUUUUCCUGUGCAUUCUUCUUUGGUAGUUUUGCCUUGGUGUUCACAUUCUGUUGUUUCCAUCUUCCCAUCAAAUACAGACAUUCAGAGCAAAGUGCUGCAUUUGAACAGAACUAUCUGAAUCCGUGUAAAAUGUUAUUACUCUGGCGUACAGGGUGUGUCUGAGCUGGAGCUGGUUUCCCCCAGCAGCCCUCUCAGAGCUGUGCUUUUCCCUGGGGCUGGGAGGGCGCUGGUAGCUCAGCUGGGCAGCGCUGGCCCCGCAGCAGCGCUGUCUCUCCAGCAUUCCCACCUGCCUUGAGUAGGCUGGGGGUGGGCAAGGUCCUGGGAGGGGACACAGCCAGGCCAGCUGACACAGAUUGACCAAGGGGACACUCCAUACUGUAUGGCAUCAGCUUGGAAAUAAAAGAUGAGGAGGAAGGCGUUGCAUUCAUUUUUUGCUGUGUGUGCCUUCCCAAGCAAUCACUUCUAUGCUGAAGCCCUGCUUCCCAGGAAGUGGCUGGGCAUUGCCUGCUGAUGAGAAGUACAGAAUAAAAUUUCUCUUUUUUUUACUCUUUGUUUGUGCAUGCACAAACUUUUGCUUUUGUUUUAGUAAAGUGCCUGAUCUUAACCUACAAGUUGUUGUGUGUCUUAUUAUACCUGCCCUGUCCCUCUGGGAAGGGGCGGCAUAGAGUGGCUUGUGGGCACCUGGCACCCAGCUAAGGCCAACCCACCACAUCUAGUGAUGAAUAUGUUGUCAAACAUGAUCCCUCCUGAGCAUGACCUAAUUUUCUUAUUUGGACUGUUUUGAAACUUGAGGCUUGCAUGUUCACCAACAGAAGUGUACAGGUGACAGGAAAUAAAACUGUCUGUGCUUGCUUCUGUUUAGUAAUCCUUUAGUAAUUGCUUUGUGCCUGAGUGUGACCUGAGGCAAGGAGAAAAAGUUAGUUACUCAGGUUCUCCAG
Hirundo rustica (Barn swallow) is the source of this 2761-nucleotide messenger RNA. RefSeq names its product phospholipid scramblase 1. Gene Ontology annotation, cellular component: plasma membrane. The record is from RefSeq and is a predicted model, not a curated record. Lineage: Eukaryota; Metazoa; Chordata; Aves; Passeriformes; Hirundinidae. Gene Ontology annotation, biological process: plasma membrane phospholipid scrambling. Gene Ontology annotation, molecular function: phospholipid scramblase activity.